CUCAUCGCCCUUUGAUACCCCCCGCUUGAUAAUCUGACCUGAAUCGUCCCAAAAGACCUGUGUCGCUCCCAUCUCGUGCGGCGCUCAACACAUUUUGCGGGAAUUCCGGCCAACCUACACUAGAAAUAUCUGCCUUGCGAUCGUAUAGCAGGAUGACGUUGGACGAAAGCAGCUCUUCACUGAAUGGAGAUGGAAGGUAGACUCCUAGCUCUGAAAAACAUUGUGCCGGCCUCUCAUUCUUUUCUGCCUAACCUUCCGCGAUGCCUUAUAGUCUCAGCAACGACCAUCCCGACAAUGCCAGUCAGACCCCUGACUCUGGCUCAACCACCUCGCAAGCCUCCGAAGAACUCACAGCCGAGUUAGACUACUACAGGGGUCUUCUUGAACGGAUUAUGAGUAUUGUCCGCAGCGGAGAUCAGGCGCGCGUUGCUCACUUAAUUUCUAUAAUUCGAGAUAAUCCCUCUGAUAGCGACAUCUAUACUCAACUGGAGAUCGAACCUCCUAUCAAUGACAGUGACGAAGAAGAAGACAAAGAAGAAGACGAUGAGGAAUCUGAGGAACAGAACAAUUAGAGCGCCAUCCGAGUUGUGGCUCUUACCGACCUUUACUCGUAUUCGGCGGAUUUGUGGUACACUCGAUGAGAAAGCUUCUGUUCGACUCGUCUUGGUUGAGCUACGACGUUCUAGAGAUCAGGCGGCAUGAUACUAAUCAAUCGGGAUUCUUUGUCACUUAAAAAAUGUGGUUUAGUCGACGACUGAGAGGAGAGAUAUGUCUGCCUGUUGCUCGGAGAAUCUUC
Aspergillus saccharolyticus JOP 1030-1 is the source of this 796-nucleotide messenger RNA. RefSeq lists its product as uncharacterized. The record is from RefSeq and is a predicted model, not a curated record. Bases 261 to 572 code for a protein of 103 amino acids. Lineage: Eukaryota; Fungi; Ascomycota; Eurotiomycetes; Eurotiales; Aspergillaceae. The transcript has a single exon.